UUUUAUUAGACAUCGAAAAAUCCACACUGAUUUGAAACCCUAUGAGUGCAAUGGAUGUGAGAAGGCCUUUAAGUUUUAUUCACAGCUUAUUCAGCGUCAGAUAAUUCAUACUGGUAGGAAACCCUAUGAAUGUAAGCAAUGCGGGAAGGCUUUUAGACGUCAUUCUCACCUUACAGAACAUCAGAAAAUUCAUAUUGGCUUGAAACCCUUUGAAUGUAAGGAAUGUGGGGAAAUGUUUAGAUUAUAUUGACAUAUGUGUCUGCAUCAGAAAAUUCAUCAUGGUGUGAAACCCUACAAAUGUAAAGAAUGCAGAAAGGCUUUUGGUCAUCGUUCAAGUCUUUACCAACAUAAGAAAAUUCAUUCUGAUGAGAAACCAUAUAAAUGUGAACAAUGUGAAAAGGCCUUUGUUCGCAGCUAUCUACUUGUUGAACAUCAAAGAAGUCAUACUGGUGAGAAAACUCAUGAAUGCAUAGAAUGUGGAAAGGCUUUUAGUAGGGGCUCAAGCCUUCUUAAACAUAAGAGAAUUCAUAGUAGUGAGAAACUCUAUGAUUGUAAGGAUUGCGGAAAGCCCUCUUGUAGAGGCUCUCAACUUACACAGCAUCAGAGAAUUCAUACUGGUGAGAAGCCACAUGAAUGUAAAGAAUGUGGGAAGACUUUUAAGCUUCAUUCAUAUCUUAUUCAACAUCAGAUAAUUCAUACUGAUUUGAAGCCAUAUGAAUGUAAGCAAUGUGGGAAGGCCUUCAGUCAUGUUGAAGACCUUAAGACACAUCAAUCAAUUCAUUCUGGGGAGAAACCCUAUGAAUGUAAGGAAUGUGGAAAAACCUUUAGACUUAAUUCUCAACUAAUUUAUCAUCAGACAAUUCAUACUGGUUUGAAACCCUGUAUAUGUAAAGAAUGUAAGAAGGCCUUUCAUUCUAUCUCAGGUCUUUCUCAACAUAAGAGAAUUCAUACUGGUGAAAAACCCUAUGAAUGUAAAGAAUGUGGUAAGGCCUUUAGUCGUAGUGAUCGACUUACUCAACAUCAGAGAAUUCAUACUGGUGUGAAACCACACAAAUGCAAAGAAUGUGGUAAGGCCUUUAGUCAUUGCUAUCAACUUAGUCAACGUCAAAGAUUUCACCAUGGUGAGAGACUCUUAGUGUAAUGAGAGGGAAAGCCUUUAGCCAUGGCACAUUUUUACUGUUGUCACUAUUAUGAUGCUAUAGUGAAGAUUAAACUAGUUAAUAUAGAAUAUAAAUACUUGGAAAGGCAUCUGGCACAUAGUAUUUGCUUACUAAAUACAUUAUUUUUAUGAUAAUUUUUAGAAUUACUAAAAAUAAAUUUUAUAGAAGGAAGACCCUAUGAGUGUGAUAUUUUGAAAAUGUUCUAUCAUCACUUCAUAUAAUUUAUUCUGGACAAAAUCCUGUAGAAUAUAUUAAAUGAAAAAUUUUUAAAUUCAGAAUUCAUACCCCUGAAGAUUAAUGCUGGAAUAAAUACUGUGUAUUUAUUGAAUAAUGAAAGGAUAGCUGUUGAAAACUAGAGAGUGGUUUAAAGAAAUUUUUUCACAAAUCCUAUAAUACAGAUAACAUACAUUUUGCAUCCUCUACAAUUAAAAUAAAUUAAAAAUGAACAGUUAGGUAGCCAGAAGACAGAUAUUAACUUGGAAAAGUUUUCCCCAAGUUUAUGAAAAUGUUAACAUUUACAUACUUACAGAAAAGGUAACUGUUUACAGUGGUGCAGUGAAGGCUUGUUUGCCCUUCACCUAGUUUCAGUACAUCUGAUGUCUCUCUUAUGUGUAUACUAACACAUAUAUACACACAAAUACAUAUAUACCCAUGCAUGUCUCAUGUCUAUGUAUAUACACAGACACAUAUAUAUAUCAUACUUAUUACACAUUAAUAUAUAUAUUACAUACAUCAUUUUUCCUGUUUUUUGAGUGAAUGUUUUAGGUAUCAUUCACCUCUAAAAAAGGCAACAUACAACUGCUAGGAUCAAAGAUAAUCUUCUAGAUGUCUACUAAACCACUGUCACAAAAAAAUUAACAGUAACCCUGUAAUGUCUUAAAAUAUUCACUCCAUUUGCAAAUUUCUCCAGUUUUUAAAAUAACGUCUUUUAGCACAGGCUUUUUCACAAGCCAAGAACCAAACUAAUCUCAUAUAUUUUAUAUGAUUAUGGCUUAUUAAGUCUCUUUUAGUCAAGAGCCUACCCUUCAUCAUUUUGUGACACAGACUUUUUGAAGACUUUAGAUUUGACCUAAAUAGUGUUGCACAUCCUGUGUUUGUCUUAUUGUUUCUGGAGGUGUGAUUAACUUGUUUCUUUGUCCUCUAUAAUUACUGUGACCUGGAGGUUAUGAUUAGAGGCUUGAUUGGGUUUCAGAUUAAACAUUUUUAAAAGACUACUUCAUAGAUAGUAUCAUGUACUUAAUAUUGUAAAAUAUCAGGUGGCCUACAAGUGAAACUAUGUUUUAUCCUUUGAUUCAUGUAUUGACCACCAGCUCCUUCCAUUGUAUGGGUGAAUUUUUUCUUUGCAAUUAAAUAAGUAAUCCAUGGAAAGUCAUGUUGGAAAUUUAAACAGUCUUCUGUAUUCUAUUUUUAGAGAUGGGUUAUUACUAUGUUGCCCAGGCUGGAAUUCAGUGGCUAUUCACAGACAUAAUAUAGCACACUACAGCCUUGAACUCCUGAGCUCAGGCAGUCCUCCUGCCUCAACCUCUGGAGUAGCUGGGACUAUAGGCACACAGUGCUACACCCAGUUACUUAAAGAAAUUAAGAUGAAAAUCCUCAUCUUUUAUAUUUACCCAUAUAUUUACUAUUUCCCAUGCUGUUUCUUUCCAGAGAUCUGAAUUUUUCUCCGGCAUCAUUUCCCUACAGUUUGAGGAACUUAACUUAGCAUUUCUUGGAGUGAACGUCUGCUGGUGAUGAGUUUUCCUAGUUUCUUUUACUGAAAUGCCUUUAUUUUUUAAGGAUUUCUUCUGGCUAUAGAAUUCUGGGUUGGCAGUUUUUUGGAGAUAUAUGAAUAUAUGUGUUUGUAUAUGCACACACACAAAGAAUACACCCACAUAUAUAUACUCGUAAAGAUAUAUAUAUUGUUUCAUGUAUGUAUAUAUAAAUCACUGACUUCUGGUCUUCAAGUCUCCAUAGAUUACAAGAAGAAGUCAUUUGAAUUGUUUUUUCUCUUAUGUAAUGUGUCCUUUUUCUCUGGGUGCUUUCCAGAUUUUCUUAUUACCUUUGGUUUUCAGCUGUUUGAGUAUGAUGUGCCUAGGUAUGGUUUUCUUUGUGUUAAUUCUGCUUGGGGUACUCUGAGCCUCUGAAAUUGGUACACAUGUGCCUUUCACCAAAUUCCAGAAAUUCUUGGCCAUUAUAUCUUCAAAUAUUUUUUCUGGAUUUACUGUACUCAUACGUUAAAUCUUUUGGUACUGUCCCACAGGUCACUGUCUUUGUCAUUUAUCUUCAGUAUUUUUUUUCUGUUCUUCAGCUUGGACAACUUCUGUUACUCUAUUUUCAAGUUCACUUAUUCUUUUUUUCUGUCAUUUCAGUUCUGCUGCUAAGCCUAUCAAAUUGUUUAAUUUCAGAUAUUACAUUUUUCAGUUCUAGAAUUUUCCUUUAGUACUUUUACAGUUCCUAUUUCUGUACUAAGAUUGCCUACUUCUUCAUUGCAUGCAUCUUUUCACAAGGCUUUUCAGUCCUGUUAAAAUCCUCUAUAUAUUGAUUCAUGCUAGAAAAAUAUAUAAAAUCAUUAUUAUGAACUUAUACUGUGAAAAGUUUUCAUUUCAAUGAAUGUUCCUAUUUUCACUAGGUCACGAAAAAAAAGCUUUCCUUUCCUUGGAGUUUCAGAUUUUGUUUAUUCAUAUGCAAUGUGAUACUGGUGAGAAAAACAAUCACUGUCUUCUUUUUCCCUUAUUAUUAAAUAUUUGGAAAACUUUCUUUAAAGAAAAUCUUGAACUGGAGUUCAAAGUACGAGAAAUCUUUGUAAAUGUCUUACACCAUUAAACAGAUGAGCAUUGGGAAAGAACAUAAGAUAAAUUGUUCUCUAUUUCUUUUUUGUUUUGUUUUAUUUUUUUUAAAUGAGACAGGGUCUCGCUC
This is a messenger RNA of Symphalangus syndactylus (siamang), 4055 nucleotides long. It is a transcript of the gene ZNF404, whose product is annotated as zinc finger protein 404. NCBI's taxonomy places the organism in Eukaryota, Metazoa, Chordata, Mammalia, Primates, Hylobatidae. The record is from RefSeq and is a predicted model, not a curated record. Gene Ontology annotation, biological process: regulation of transcription by RNA polymerase II. Gene Ontology annotation, molecular function: DNA-binding transcription factor activity, RNA polymerase II-specific; RNA polymerase II cis-regulatory region sequence-specific DNA binding.